GGACCAUAUUCUUUUAUUAAAUCAACAUGGUCGCCGAAAAGGUGGAUGUCAUCAUCUGCGGCAGCGGUUCGGCGGGUCUCUGCGCCGCCACCUGGCUCGCCAGAAGAGGGCUGCGCUGCAAGAUUCUCGAGUCCCGGGACGGGCCCUUACACCUCGGACAGGCAGACGGCGUCCAGUGUCGGACCGUGGAGAUCUUCCAGAGUUUUGGCCUGUCGGAGGAACUCCUCCGGGAGUCCUACCACGUGCUUGAAACUACUUUCUGGUCCAACCACCCUGGCGGAGACGACGCCCACAAGGGAAUUGUCCGUACCGCGAGGACUGCGGAUACGCAGCCCGGGCUUUCGCACCAGCCACAUGUGAUACUUAAUCAAGGCAGGAUAAAUGGCCUGUUUCUGAAUGCCAUGCAGGACUUCAAUGGCCAGGAAGUCAGCUACGGUUUCACGGUGAAGCGUGUCGAGGUCGAUGAGUCGGCUGUGGCCGAUCCUGACUCUUUCUGUGUGACCGUUGUUGCAGACAAGGACGGCUCGGAGGUUGAGUUCAAUGCAAGAUAUGUUCUUGCCUGUGAUGGUGCACACAGUGUUGUCCGCAAAUCCCUUGGUAUCAAAAUGGUCGGAGACAGCACGGAUUCUGUCUGGGGAGUCAUGGAUGUGUACCCCCACACCAAUUUUCCCGAUAUCCGGAAGAAGACCGUCAUCAAGACAGACCUGGGAAGCCUCCUUAUCGUGCCUCGAGAAGGCGGUACACUAACGAGGUUCUACGUGGAGCUGCCGCCCGGCACAACAGCAAGGGAGGUCAAGCUGGAAGAUCUCCAAAACUCGGCUCGAGAGAUCCUCUCGCCGUACUCGCUGGAAGUCCGCGACACGGUGUGGUGGUCUGCCUAUUCCAUCGGCCAGCGGGUUGCCGACCAGUUCAACAGGCACAAUCGCGUGUUCCUAACCGGGGACGCGUGUCACACGCACUCUCCAAAGGCUGGACAGGGCAUGAACACGAGCCUGCAGGACGGGUACAACCUCGGCUGGAAGCUGGCGGCCGUAUUGAGGGGGGAGGCGUCGCCAAGCAUCCUCGACACGUACACGCUGGAAAGGGGGAAAGUCGCAAACGAUCUAAUCAACUUCGAUCGAGAAUUUGCAAGGUCGUUCUCCUCAAAAUCCAAACCGACAGACGGGCACGCCACACCAGCAGAGGUGUUCGCUCAGCAUUUUAUUCGGUCCGGCGUCAUCACCGCCGGACUUGCCACCAAGUACCAAGACUCGAUCAUUACCAUGGACACGACACACUGCAAAUCGGCGCCGGCGCUGGCGUUGGCGACGGGGCUAACCGUCGGUAUGCGCUUCCCGAGCGCUCAGGUAGUUCGGCAUUGCGAUGCGCGCGCGAUGCAGCUGGCGGAGACGCUUCGGUCGGAUGGGCGAUGGCGGAUUGUGAUCUUCGCGGGCGACGUUCUGGAGGCUGGGGCAAGUGAGAGAUUGAAUGAGCUCGCCGCUUAUUUGGACUCUGAGAGGAGCCCCAUUCGCCGAUGCACGCCUGCCACAAGCGAUAUGGACAGUAUCAUCGAAUGCAUCAUCGUUUUGUCGGGGAGGAGAACGAGAGUGGAGCUAGAGCAGAUUCCAGACUUCUUCUUACCCUACACUGGCCCGUUCGCGCUGCGAAACCUGAACAAGGUAUUCGUAGACGACGAGAGUUAUAACUCUGGAUGUGGCCAUGCGUAUAAGGUCUAUGGAUGUUCCGAGAAGACCGGGGCGAUGGUGAUCGUGCGGCCAGACCAACAUAUAUCGGCAAUAAUUGGAAUCGAAGAACACGAUGUGCUGGAAGAUUUCUUCGCUGGGUUUCUUUCGUCUGCACCAGAUCACGCAGCAGUUGGUGGCAAAGUCGCCAUGCCAGGCCACAGAUAACCAUAGAAGAAACGUGGGGGCGUGAACAUGUAAUUAGACCAUGAUAUUAUUAUAUGUAUGUCCAGUAAAUGCUCGGAACUUUAAUCACCAGCUAUCAUAGAAUAGACUAGGAAGCAUCAAAUCGUUAUUAUGAUCCACGAAAUCAAUGAGCGGCAGUCUCGAAGCCCAGAUGUCGUCCGCCUCAACCCGCCCCACUUCGUCGAGAGUCUCUCGAUGUAGUUCCUUGUCACUGACAGGCACGUGUGGCAAUGGAUUAGAUAUGCCUUGUGCUAGUUGGUGUGUUUCGGACAUAUCCGUCUCGUGUUGAGGACAGGAUUCAACUGCGGACGACUCUGGACAGUCGUAUAGUUAGUUUCAGCGAACGUGAAAUCCCCCCCGGGGGCCCAGGGUGGGAAAAGAUCAUGGGCAGUCCAUGGGCAGCCGGCCAAAGCUGAUAAUGGGCUCACGCCAAGAGUUCACGUACCGCGAGU
Messenger RNA from Phialemonium atrogriseum, 2359 nucleotides. RefSeq names its product 2-polyprenyl-6-methoxyphenol hydroxylase. Bases 27 to 1889 code for a protein of 620 amino acids. The record is from RefSeq and is a predicted model, not a curated record. The transcript is spliced from 5 exons. Gene Ontology annotation, molecular function: FAD binding; oxidoreductase activity. NCBI's taxonomy places the organism in Eukaryota, Fungi, Ascomycota, Sordariomycetes, Cephalothecales, Cephalothecaceae.